AUGGGGAAUAUCACCAACAUCCGAAUGUUCGUUUUGUUUGAAUCCAGAAUCACUUCUUCACGUCGUCGCUGGAUGCAAGACCUACCUAAUGAAGGACGUUUUACGUGGCGUCAUGAUUCGGUGCUUAACUUCAUAGCAUCCAUACUUAAAUCUGUGAACCAUUGUAACCUUUAUGCUGACCUUCCUGGCUAUAUCAGUCCAUCUGUUAUCACCGGAGAUGAAUUGCGCCCUGAUCUUUUGAUAACACUUGAAAACAAAUGUAUUUAUAUACUUGAACUUACCGUCGGAUUUGAAUCUAAUCUCCUCACUAAUGCAACUCGAAAAAGACAAAAAUAUCAAGAUCUAAUUAACGAACAGCUCAAAAAUUAUGAAAAAGUGAAAUUUGUAAAUUUAUCGAUUAGCUCAUUAGGAGUUUUCAGCCACCCGUCUCUAGAUUUCACCGAAAUGCUGAAGGAUCUAAAGUUUGAUGAACAAUGUAGAAAGUACUAUGUUCGGAAAAUUAUUAACAUAUGUAUCAGGUCCUCGUAUUAUAUAUUCUGUAAGCGUAACAAAGAAUGGGAUAACCCACAACUAAUGUCAUACUAA
Paramuricea clavata is the source of this 585-nucleotide messenger RNA. The record is from the annotation of a GenBank genome assembly. NCBI's taxonomy places the organism in Eukaryota, Metazoa, Cnidaria, Anthozoa, Malacalcyonacea, Plexauridae.